Molecule: messenger RNA, 1485 nt
Organism: Melampsora larici-populina 98AG31
Lineage: Eukaryota; Fungi; Basidiomycota; Pucciniomycetes; Pucciniales; Melampsoraceae
Exons: 9
Coding region: 1-1485 (494 amino acids)
Biological process (GO): transmembrane transport
Cellular component (GO): endoplasmic reticulum; membrane
Source: RefSeq, a predicted model, not a curated record
AUGCACACAAAUGUAUGGUCUAUUCUCAAAACGGUAGUAGGAAGUAUCGCACAGACUGUUUGGCUUGAAUGUACAGGUAUCCUUCUUGUCCGUUACAUCUUGGCUCGCAAGAAGAUUAUCACUCCAAAAUGCAGAACAAGUUUCAACGAAGCCAACAACGUUUUCUUUACUCCCGCUUUCAUCUUCACGAAAAUAGCUUUUCAGCUGAAAGCCUCUCAGAUCGUAGAGCUUUAUGUAGUCAUCAUAAGCUUUGCAGUAGUUACCAUUGUGUCCGCUGCUUUAGCUUACUUGCUAGGCCUACUCCUACGUCUCAGUCCAUCCGAUCGAAGGUUCACAAUGGCUGUUGCUAUGUUUAUGAAUUCGAACUCAUUACCCAUAGCUCUAACAAUGAGCCUACUAGACAACUCCGGUCCAAAAAAUAUAUUUCAGUGGAGCGAAGAUGAUACGAAAUUGCAGCAAUCCGCGAGGUCUACAGCGUACCUCGUACUUUAUAGUACACUCGGUUUAGUUCUCCGAUGGAGUUAUGGUGUCCGUCUUCUUUCAGCUCCAAAACCAGAAGACGAGCAAGAUAAAGCUCAAAAGCAGAACAAACGGAAGUUUUGGAGUUCUAAGAAAGAAAUUCCUUCAACUCCAACAGCAGACGAAACACACGAUAAACACCCAUCCGAACAUGCUGACGAGUCUCCUCGAGUAGAAGACUGUCCUGAUCUGAUGAUGAUACAACAUGGAGAGGGUAGGAUUAAGCCCACACUUUGGAAAAGGGUAUUGACAAGGCUUCACAAUUUUCUCAAAGCUUUGCAUCGGUUCAUGAACCCCACCUUGUAUGCAUCCAUCGCUGCAUUUCUCGUAGUAAUCAUUCCAAAAGUGCAGGGUUUUAUCAGGAGCAUAAAGCCUCUUGAAGGUGGCUUGCAGUUUGCAGCAGACGUCUCAGUGCCUCUAACAAUGGUAGUUUUGGGCGCCUACUUUCACAACCCUAAGCCCGAGUCAUCACAGACUCCAGGCGAAUCUGAUGAAUCAGAUGAACAAAUAGAAUCAGAGAAGAAAGUCGUCAAGGGGCGUUGGAACAAGAUCAUUCAAGGAUUAGGACCACCUGCUGAACGUGAUACGAUGCUCGUAGGAAUCUCAGCUCGGCAUUUCUUAACUCCUCUGAUAGUAGUACCGAUUCUUUAUGCAGUCACUGCUGCUCUUUCAUAUCCCUCAGAUAGCUCAGCUACCUACCCAGAUCCAAUCAAUGAUCCUUGUUUCUUACUAGUGAUGUUAUUAUUAGUUGGAUCGCCACCUGCUAUAACAUUAGUUCAAAUGACUAAUUCAAAUAAAUUUCCAAUCGGUUCAUUAUCUUAUCAACAUCAAAAAGAAUUUAGUCUUAGAUUCCAAAGAUUGAUUUCUAAAACUCUUUUGAUUGCUUAUGUAUUUAUAACUCCCUUCACUAUCAUUAUCUUAGUCUUUGUAGCUAUAAUUAUUCUUCAAAAACGUUCAAUCAAUUAG